Yamadazyma tenuis ATCC 10573 is the source of this 261-nucleotide messenger RNA. The record is from RefSeq and is a predicted model, not a curated record. Lineage: Eukaryota; Fungi; Ascomycota; Pichiomycetes; Serinales; Debaryomycetaceae.
UCUCAGCUACAACAUAACCAACACAACCAACCACCAUUCACAAACACAAACACAAAAUGAACAAUUUCAUAAGAGGCUUCCGGUACUUGAAGGCUGCCAGAACCAUUAGUGGGGGCUCCAACUGCAACUGCCACGACGAUACUGUGAUCAAUUUUCCGUAUGAUUUUGGAAAUGAGCUUCAGCCGGUGGUAAAUACAAAGAAUCCUGUGAACAAGCACUUGAACAAGCACUUGCUUAAUUCAGCUUGGGUUUACUUUUAGU